GCGCGAAAAACUUGCUUGAGCUUUAGCUGCAUUUCAUAUUUUCAGAGCCAAAAUGCAUGUAAUCGCAGCAGCAGCCCUGGUCCUCGCGGUGGAAGCGUCCGCAAUGCCUGCCCUGUCGAACAACCACCAGUCGAACCCACACACGUUGAACAACGGCAGGUCGAGCAGCGACGCGUCCAACAUCAACUGCUCCAGCUCCCGACAGUGCAUGACAAACAUGGUCACCAAAAUCCUGGAUUCCAUGGUGGCACACAAUCCAGACAUCCUGCCGUUAGCAACGAUCUAUAGGGCCACCGAAAACUCCCACCCGGCAGCCCUGGGCAUGAUGACCUCGUGGCGUACCAUCACCAAGGCAGGCCCACCGAGCCUACUUGCAAUCGACACUACCAACGGCACGGCGUACUUCGCCCUAGAUAUCAACGAAGGCAACAACGAUAUCCAAAACGUUCUUCGGGGCCGAGUCAAAGUGAUUGGCCAGAAUAUCACCGAGCUGGAACUCUUCAUUAACCGCUUCCGCGGCGACCACGGCUUCUCCUUCUCGUCCCAGGAACUUCCAACCAACUACAAGGACCUGAUGAAUCCCCCGGCUAAUCGAACCAAGCCCAGCCGAGCAGAUUUAGAGGCCAUCAGCGUGGCCCUCUUCGCCAACUCCAGUAACCCGGCCAGCAACACUUCAGUCACUGUUGCCGACAACUGCCAGUUCACCGAAUUAGGCUGGAGAGUCAUCGAUACCGGAAACUACGGAAACGCUUCCUCUACCCCUCUCGGUUGCAACUGGCCCUCCGAUCACCCUACCGACCCCAACGCACGAAUCAACCUGGUGAUCGACGAGGAGAUGGGCUUCGUUAUCACCAGCGGCAUUGUUCCCGGUAAGGUCUUCCCCUACGCAAAUAUCACCGAGUCCGCCUUCAUCCCAGACGCCAUGACUACGGCCCAGGAAGCUCAGCAGGCUUGGAUCGAUCAAAUGGUCGAACUGGGUACGGUUCCCAUGCUGGAGCCUACUGGUGCUACUGGUGAUACCCUCGAAUUGCUCCAGUUCUACAACGAUGAGCUCCAGGCUAUGCAGAUUAAUGUCUACUUGAGCGGUCCGGGUAUGACAUCUCCUUGGUUGUCGUAGAUGGGAUGUUUGUUCGAUGCGAUGGCCUUAUAUAGGCAUCAAUUCUCCUGCCCUUCAUCUCGUAGAUGUCUAAUCCUCCCUGUGGUUGCAGCAUGAUGUGUAGCGCCUUAAAUAAUCAAGGUGCCUUCCUUAAUUCAUUAUAAAGUCAGUUUGGAGGAAGAAAUACGUUGAUGUGGAUCAUUAGUAGCGUUUGGAACGUGGCUAUUAUUGAAGGAAGAGUUUAUGGCGUAUCGAUUGUGCAAUUCUCCAAAAAAAAUUAAAAAAAUAGAACCUCUCCGUGUGGUACUCCGAA
Molecule: messenger RNA, 1409 nt
Organism: Hyaloscypha bicolor E
Lineage: Eukaryota; Fungi; Ascomycota; Leotiomycetes; Helotiales; Hyaloscyphaceae
Exons: 1
Coding region: 53-1117 (354 amino acids)
Source: RefSeq, a predicted model, not a curated record